Molecule: messenger RNA, 1332 nt
Organism: Jatropha curcas
Lineage: Eukaryota; Viridiplantae; Streptophyta; Magnoliopsida; Malpighiales; Euphorbiaceae
Source: RefSeq, a predicted model, not a curated record
AUAAAAUCUUGUACACUAAAAACCAAAAACUGUUGUUGUUGUUGUUGUUUUCUAAUUUUAAUCAAAGAGAUAAGAGGUAUUCUAGCUGAAAUUUCAAGCAAGAAUAUGGGCUACCUCAAUUCAGUCCUGUCAUCUUCAAACCAGGUUUAUGCUGAUGAUGCACCUGUGAGUGGUGGUGGUCUGAGUCAGAAUGGAAAAUUCAGCUAUGGAUAUGCAAGCUCUCCCGGGAAAAGAUCUUCCAUGGAAGAUUUUUAUGAGACAAGGAUUGAUGGUGUUGAUGGAGAGAUAGUUGGCCUGUUUGGAGUAUUUGAUGGCCACGGAGGUGCACGUGCUGCUGAAUAUGUGAAACAAAACCUUUUCAGCAAUCUGAUCAGGCAUCCAAAGUUCAUUUCUGAUACCAAAUCAGCUAUAGCCGAUGCAUACAAUCACACAGACUCUGAAUUUCUGAAAUCAGAAAAUAAUCAGAACCGAGAUGCUGGGUCAACUGCUUCCACAGCAAUUCUUGUUGGUGACCGUUUACUUGUUGCAAAUGUUGGAGACUCUAGAGCUGUCAUAUGUCGAGGUGGCAAUGCUAUUGCUGUUUCUCGAGAUCAUAAGCCAGACCAAACUGAUGAGCGCCAACGGAUUGAGGAUGCUGGAGGGUUUGUGAUGUGGGCAGGGACGUGGAGAGUCGGUGGGGUUCUUGCUGUCUCUCGUGCAUUUGGUGAUAGGCUCUUGAAGCAGUAUGUUGUUGCUGAUCCAGAAAUUCAGGUCCGGUUCUCCUUGCUCGGACCAUUUUUGUUUUAUUUACAAAUAUAUUAUCAACAUGCUGUUGAAAUGACUAAACCAAUUGCAGACCCAGAGGAGGCAGCAAGGAGGUUGUUGCAAGAGGCAUACCAGAGAGGAAGUGCAGAUAAUAUUACCUGUGUCGUUGUCCGCUUCUUGGCCAAUCAAGGUGCUACCUCUCGUAGCGCUGUUGGUGUUGCUUCUGUGUGAAGUAGCUGUGCUAUGGUUCGACCUUUGCAGCUACAAGAAAAACUGGGGCAACAUUAGAAUUAAGAGGUGUAUAGCUAGUCAGGGAAACGCAACGGCGACAUCCUGCUGUGGUAGGGAUAGAAGGAUGGAGGAAAACUCAAGUUGGCUGUUAAAAAGUAACACAGUUACAUAUUUCAGCCUCUAGAAUAGUAACUGUAAGAGUCUAGCUUUUUAUGUACUUGGUGUCUCGAGGUAGCUAGAAAUGUGCACUCGUUAAGUUGUAGAGUCUUAAAUUAAAGACUAUUUUCUAAAUGUUGUAAAUGUGUUUUUAAACUUCAUGUUGUUGCUUUUGUUCAAUACUUUUUGUUUCCCUGCGAA